UUUUUUAGGACUUUACAACUAGCUCCGCAGCAGGGGGAAGGAGCCAGUGGAGGUGAGCGCCUGCUGGCUAUGACAGCUGAAGGCUGACACAAGGCUAAGCGCUCUCACCUGUGGCCAACACAGCCCUAAAGAAGACCUGCCUGCUGGACUCUUUUUCUCUGUAUCUGAGAUUCACCCAGCAUGAGGAGUGCUCUGCAGGCCGUGGCCCUGUGGGGAAGAAAAGCUCCUCCCCACAGCAUCACCGCCAUCAUGAUCACAGAUGACCAGCAAACCAUCGUGACUGGAAGCCAGGAGGGCCAGCUCUGCCUGUGGAGUCUCUCACCUGAACUGAAGAUUUCAGCUAAAGAACUUCUUUUUGGCCAUUCGGCUUCAGUGACAUGUUUGGCAAGAGCAAGAGACUUCUCCAAACAGCCCUAUGUUGUGAGUGCUGCUGAGAAUGGGGAGAUGUGUCUGUGGAAUGUGAGCAGUGGGCAGUGCGUGGAGAAGGCCACCCUUCCUUACAGGCACACUGCUAUUUGUUACUACCACUGCUCCUUCCGGAUGACGGGCGAGGGCUGGCUGCUGUGCUGUGGGGAGUACCAAGACGUCCUCAUCCUUGACGCCGGCACCCUGGCUGUCCUGCACGCAUUCUCCUCUCUGCAGUCCCCCGAUUGGAUGAAAUGCAUGUGCGUCGUUCACUCUGUGAGAGUUCAAGAAGAUUCUCUCUUGGUUGUGUCUGUGACCGGCGAGCUCAAAGUCUGGGACCUCUCCUCCUCCAUCAACAGCGUUCAGGAAAAGCAGGAUGUCUAUGAGAAAGAAUCGAAAUUUCUUGGCUCCCUGAACUGCCAGAUGAUACGAUUUUGUACAUAUACAGAGAGACUCCUGUUGGUGGUAUUUUCUAAGUGUUGGAAGGUUUAUGACUAUUGUGACUUUUCCCUUCUGUGGACGGAAGUUAGUAGAGGCGGGCAGUUCUUCGCUGGGGGAGAGGUGCUUGCGGCAUACCGGAUCCUUGUUUGGACAGAAGACGGUCACAGUUAUAUCUAUCAGCUGCCGAACAGUGGGCUUUCCAAAUGCAUAUGCCCUGCCGACGGAGGAGUUCUUAAGGACACUCUCUACCCUCACUUACUGUGCUCCACUUCAGUGGAGGAAAAUAAGAGCCUGCGUUCCGUCAUGGGCUACGUGAAUGAACGGAAGGAGCCUUUUUACAAGGUGCUUUUCUCUGGAGAAGUCUCAGGAAGAAUAACUUUGUGGCAUAUCCCAGACGUCCCCAUAUCUAAGUUUGAUGGUUCUCCUGGAGAAAUUCCAAUAACCACCACCUGGACUCUUCAGGAUAAUUUUGAUAAGCAUCACAUGGUGUCACAGAGCAUCACAGACGACUUCUCUGGGUCCAGGGAUGAAGUGGGAAUGGCAGCAGCCAUCACCUCAUCAGAGUACAUUCCAAAUCUUGAUAAACUCAUCUGUGGCUGUGAGGAUGGGACCAUCUUUAUCACUAAGGCUCUGAAUGCUGCCACAGCAGGACUUCUGGAAGGGGGCUCUUUAUUAAAAGAUUCCCCCUGCCACACCCUUCUCAGAGGCCAUCACCAGAGCGUGACGUCAUUGCUUUACCCUCACAGUCUUGCUUCGAAGUUGGACCAAAGUUGGAUGGUGUCUGGGGAUCGAGGCUCCUGUGUGAUUCUGUGGGACAUUUUUACUAAAGAAAUUCUGCACACAUUCUUUUUGGAAGCUGGUCCAGUAACAAGACUUUUGAUGUCGCCAGAGAACUUGAAACUGAGGGAUGGGCAGAUACUCUGCUGUGUGUGUGAUGACCACUCUGUGGCUCUCCUUCACCUGGAAGGGAGAAGGUGCCUACUGCGAGCCCGGAAGCAUCUUUUCCCUGUGAGGACAAUCAGAUGGCACCCAGUCGAGAACUUUCUAAUUGUUGGUUGUGCAGAUGACUCUGUCUACAUCUGGGAAAUUGAAACAGGCACUUUGGAAAGGCAUGAGACGGGAGAAAGGGCAAGGAUUAUCCUCAACGGUGCUGACGAUGUGCAGCUUGUCAGAGCUGAGCCUACACUGUCAGUGGCCUCCGAGACACAGAGACACAAAAGCGUAGAGCAGAGGUCAUCCAGCCCCCACCAGCCCGGGCUGCUGUCCUGCCCUGGUCUGCAGCUGGAGCCUUCGUGUAAGGUUGCGGAUGCCUCAUCAAUCCCAAGACCUUUUAAUGUCUUGCCUGUGAAGACAAAAUGGAGUUACAUUGGCUUCCAUGUUCUCCUGUUUGAUCUGGAAAAUCUUGUUGAACUACUGCUGCCCACUCCCCUAAACGAUGUUGACCCUUCUGGCUCAUUCUAUGGAAGUGACAUCUUGAGGAGAGCCAAGAGCACAGUAGAAAAGAAGACACUGACAAUAAGAAGAAACAAAGCAUCAUGUGGCUCUCUCCAGGCAGAGGCACAAGCCAAGCCCAGUGGGGACAGCCUGGCCCCCGGGGACAGCACCAGUAAGCUCCCAGAGGAGAGUGAUGGCAUUAAAAGACAGAGGAAAAUGAAGAGCUCCAAAAAGACAUACCCUAAGCCAUCCAGGAAGGUCGAUGCCAGCCUUACGAUAGACAUGGCGAAACUGUUUCUGUCUUGCGUUUUGCCAUGGGGAGUGGAUAAAGAGUUAGAUAGCCUCUGUAUCCAGCAUCUCAGCAUCUUAAAGCUGCAGGGCCCUGUGUCUUUGGGACUUGCUUCAAAUGAAGACCUCUUCUCUCUGAUGCUGCCUGGGUGGGAUGCAUGCAGUACCGAAAUGAAGGAGUACUCAGGAGUCAAUUUGUGUUCCAGAAAAGUUUUGGACUUGUCAAAUAAAUACACAGCCACUCUUCCACAGUACACUGGAAUCCCCAGAGGCCCGGAAAAUCACUGUGAUGCUUUGCAACAAUCAGAUACUAUAGUGUCUUUACUGAGCAGGCUUUUUUUAGUUAAUAAGUUAGUUAACAUGCCUUUGGAUCUGGCCUGUGAAAUGGACAGACCCUUCAAGACAGAGUCUGUGCAUAACAAGGGGAGAUUCCCUGGAAGUGAUAUUUUAAAUAUACCAAGCUUCUACAAUCACCUAAGAAAUGGUAGGAGUGAAUGCCACGCACAGGAGGCCGACCUCUCGCUUUUGAAGCUGGUCUCCUGCUGGAGAGAGCAGUCUGUACAGGUAACUGAAGCAAUACAAGCCGUCCUCUUGGCGGAAGUUCGGCAGCACAUGCAGAGUCUGAGAAAUGCACCAGUUGGUAGUCAACCGGAUCCAGUGUUAGAGCACGGCACAUGUGAAAGGAUGCAGGUCGCACUGAAGAUGGAACGGGCUGAAGAGCUAGAGCUACAGUAUGUGGGAAACGCUUCACCUCUGAGAAGUAAGUGA
This is a messenger RNA of Acomys russatus (golden spiny mouse), 3336 nucleotides long. RefSeq names its product WD repeat domain 72 (gene Wdr72). Gene Ontology annotation, molecular function: protein binding. Gene Ontology annotation, cellular component: cytoplasm. Lineage: Eukaryota; Metazoa; Chordata; Mammalia; Rodentia; Muridae. Gene Ontology annotation, biological process: protein localization to plasma membrane. The transcript is spliced from 18 exons. The coding region runs from base 181 to 3336 and encodes 1051 amino acids. The record is from RefSeq and is a predicted model, not a curated record.